AUGGCGAAGUCUACACGCCCACCGAAGGCACAGGCCGGAUCACCACCAGAGAGCCUCAAGGACAUUAUUCACCGCCAAACCACCCUCAUCGAAUCUGCCAAAGCCGACCUAGAGGAGGUCAAGCACGACCAGAAUGUCCUUCGAGAGCAGAAUGACAGACUCCAUGAAGAAGUUAAGGCCUUACGAAUGAACCGGCCAAUUGACAUCUGA
Molecule: messenger RNA, 210 nt
Organism: Penicillium vulpinum
Lineage: Eukaryota; Fungi; Ascomycota; Eurotiomycetes; Eurotiales; Aspergillaceae
Exons: 2
Coding region: 1-210 (69 amino acids)
Source: RefSeq, a predicted model, not a curated record